Molecule: messenger RNA, 1302 nt
Organism: Eriocheir sinensis (Chinese mitten crab)
Lineage: Eukaryota; Metazoa; Arthropoda; Malacostraca; Decapoda; Varunidae
Product: DBH-like monooxygenase protein 1
Exons: 8
Coding region: 166-1302 (378 amino acids)
Biological process (GO): octopamine biosynthetic process; norepinephrine biosynthetic process; dopamine catabolic process
Cellular component (GO): secretory granule membrane
Molecular function (GO): copper ion binding; dopamine beta-monooxygenase activity
Source: RefSeq, a predicted model, not a curated record
GGGCUUCAGCACCCUCAUCACUUCCCAUAUAUACCUCACCGGGAGUGGCUUGCGCCCGUUCGGUAGGUGUUGUUGUUAACUCCAUAUCGUUUACAGGAAGUCGUGUGGGAGAUACACGCCCGCACGCGAGGAUGGCUGGGUUUUGGGUUCUCAAGCAACGGAGGUAUGGGACGCGCGGACAUGCUGACAGCUUGGGUGCUGGACGGGCGGCUGUACCUUCAGGAUCGCCACGGUGUAGGCGAUCAACUGCCACUUGAGGACGAGAGAAACGACUGGCAGGUCCUCCAUGCUCACGAGAACGACACACACACGGUGGUAGUCGUGAUGCGAAAGGUGAACACAUGCGACUCCGAAGACUAUAUUCUGACGAACGAGACAGUCCAUCUGCUGUACGCGUGGGGGGACGAGGACCCCAGCGGCGCCCACCCUGCCUACCACGGCCCACGUCGAGGCAGCAGGUACGCGAUGGUCCUUUCGCCGUUCCACAGAGAGCAUCUGAUGGAGGAAAUGGAAACGUGGACGGUUCGGCAGCGCAUUACUCUUCCACACACUCAGGAUACCUUUUACUGGUGCCACAUUGAGAAGAUUCCGUCGUGGAAGGAGAAACACCAAUACAUUGGGUUCGACAUGGUAUAUGGAGAAAACGCGCGCCAGAAUCUCCAUCAUUCCGUCGCCUUCGAGUGCCACACACAGGAUGGCAGCGACCCAGGCCACCACUUGGACCGCUACGUCAACCAUCCGGGAUUCGAGUGUUACACCCCUAACAUGCCACCCCAAUUCUACAUGUGCGAGCGCUUCCUCAUCAACUGGGCAAUCGGGAGCGAGGGAGAACUCUUGCCUAUGACGGUGGGCUACCCACUUGGGGACGAACACGGGGGCGCCACGUACCUCAUGUUCCAGAGUCACUACGACAAUAGGCGACUGGAGAGGAACGUAACGGUGGAAUGGGCCAUGGACAUCCACCACACAAACCAGCUCAGGCCACAGGACGCCAGCAACAUGGGCUUGGGUCACGCACUGCUCUUCUCCCUCACCGUUCCCCCACGGACUUCCGAUUGGUUGGUGGCUGGUCACUGCGCCGCCGCCUGUACCGAAGCUGCCCUGCCACCUGAGGGAGUCAACAUUUUUACUGUGUUUCUGCACGGCCACUACCUGGUAAGGGCUAUAAGGCUUCGGCACUUCCGUGGGGACGAAGAGCUACCGCCAAUCGCUGUCGACGACAACUACGCUGCCGACUACCAGCAGUCCCGCCGCUUAUUCCGUGAGGUGAAGCUGCUGCCAGGAGAUCACCUCACUCCUUGA